CUGGCAGGGAAUGUGGAGAGGUUCUGGCCUCUGCUCGUAACUGCUCGAUGGACAGUGACUUAACAAGACAGAGAAGAAAAAGGAGCUCAGGGGAGGUCGACUUUUUUUUUUUUUUGUCGGGUAUUAUUUGUCUUGUGACAUUUGAGCCUUUCCAACAGAGUUGGAGGCACUCUAAGAAAACAGAAGUCAGCUGCAGACAAGAGGACUAAUGAAUUUAGUUGCCACAGAAACCACAGAGGCAUUUUUCCAGGAGAAAGAGGAGGAUGUUGUCUUUCUCAGACCUCUCUUGUUUUAAUAAAACGCCUGCAGCCAGUGUCAGCAUUCUAUGGACCUUUUUGCUCACUUUUAGCUCACAGAUCAUUUCUUUGGUACAAAGUGUGACUGGCAUCUCGCCGUGCGGGACACUUGGAUUCCCUCCUCCGAAGCCUCUGAGCGGAUCAACGUUUGCGGGGCGCAUUACCCCCCCACUUCUUCAUUAGUGUCACCUCUGCCUCGACAAGUCAAGAGUGAGUCUGGACUCGAGCUGUCCCAGAUCAGCAGAUAACACUUCAACACUGCGCAGGAACUGGUUGGACGAGUUUAGAAGUUGGAGCAGAGGGCAGGGUGGUUUAACCCUGCCUGAAGGAGAACUCUGUUUUGUUUUUUUCCUGCUUGUCCUUUCAGGAGAAGGCAGUCACUCAUAGAGCAUCACAGUGGCUGUUUGCUCCUUUGCAACUAUGCUGACCGAUAGCUGAGUUUGCUCUUCUUAUUCUUCUUCUUCUCAGAAGGAGAAAGCCUGUUAACGAAAGUAAGAGGGAGGGAGAGACCAGAGUGGGAGACAAAGUGUAAUUUAUUGUUUCCUGGGUUAGAGCAGGCUGCACCCUUUUUUUUUCCCCCCUUCUCCUGGCUGAACUCUGAACCACUCAAUGCGUGUGUAAAGUUUUCUCAGGAGCCAUUGAUUGGAGGUCGAGGUGGCAAACACAAGGGUGAAAGGCGAGAACAGAGGGCGCAGUCAGAUUAAAGAGUACCAGAGGGCACCGGGAAGGAUCGGCGGGUCAAGCUUAACAGACGACAAGGAGCGCGAGGUCAUCGUGGAGACAACUUUUCAUCCUUUUGCCUCCGACUAACCUUUGAAAUCACACUGGAGGAUUGUCACCUAAGCUCAUUUCUUUGACUUUGAGCAUAAUUAAAAAAAAAAAAAAAAAAACAGGGCGGGUCAGUGUAUGAUCCACUCAAGGGGCGGCGAGACUUGGAGAAUAUGGCCAUGGUAAGCGGGGGAUGGGGCAACCCUAACGGGGACACGAGCGGACUGGAGGAGAAGGUGUACCUGCACAGGGAGGAGGAGGAGGGCUCGCCGCACGCCGGAAGCAGCGAUGUGGACGUCGCUGACGAGGACAAGGCCUGCGUCCUGGACUGUGUGGUGUGCGGCGACAAGUCCAGCGGGAAGCACUACGGCGUCUUCACGUGUGAGGGCUGCAAGAGCUUCUUCAAAAGGAGCAUCCGACGCAACCUCAACUACUCCUGCAGAUCAAACCGGGAAUGCCAAAUCGACCAGCAUCAUCGCAACCAGUGCCAGUACUGCCGACUCAAGAAAUGUUUCCGUGUUGGCAUGCGGAAAGAAGCUGUCCAGCGGGGUCGCAUCCCGCCUUCCCACUCAGGUAUCAGUCCCAACUCCCAAAGAGCUGGCGGAGUGGGAGCAGUCUUGCCCAGUCACCUCGGGGCAGACUACUUCAACGGGCAGCCCGUGUCGGAGCUCAUAUCUCAGCUGCUUCGGGCCGAACCGUACCCCAACAGCCGGUACGGGACUCCGUAUGGGCAGGCGCAGAUGGGGGCUUCCGCGAGCGGAGCCCCCGUCAUGGGCAUCGACAGCAUCUGUGAGCUAGCUGCUCGGCUCCUCUUCAGCACCAUCGAAUGGGCCAGAAACAUCCCGUACUUCCCAGAGCUGCCGGUUUCUGAACAGGUGGCCCUGCUGAGGCUGAGCUGGAGCGAACUUUUCAUUCUCAACGCAGCCCAGUCUGCUUUGCCCCUCCACAUGGCCCCUCUGCUGGCGGCCGCCGGCUUCCACUCGUCCCCCAUGUCCGCAGAGAGGGUGGUGUCCUUCAUGGACCAGGUCAGGGUUUUCCAGGACCAAGUGGACAAACUCAACAGACUGCAAGUUGACACCGCUGAAUACAGCUGCCUGAAAGCCAUUGCUCUAUUUUCACCGGAUGCAUGCGGUCUGACUGAUCCAGCUCACGUGGAGUCCCUGCAGGAAAAGGCCCAGGUAGCCCUGACUGAAUACGAGAGGUUGCAGUACCCCAACCAGCCUCAACGCUUUGGCCGCUUGCUCCUGCGCCUGCCGGCUCUCCGCGCUGUGCCGGCCAACCUCAUCUCGCAGCUCUUCUUCAUGCGCCUGGUGGGCAAGACCCCCAUCGAGACGCUGAUCCGAGACAUGCAGCUGUCCGGGAGCUCCAUCAGCUGGCCGUACGCCUCCGGACAGUAGCGGAACCGCAGGCCGGGGAGGGAGACGCCGAGGUCAGACCGGAGGACGCAAAGAAGAUAAAAACUGAUGGAUGUUAGGUCAAUUUAGUUGCAGCACUUGGGUCUUUAGGCUCUGGUCCCCAUCUGAUAUCUCUUUGUCUCAUUCUGGACUGUACAGAAAGAGAAAAAAAAAUGCAAGCAUUAUUCAAAUGCAAACUUAGGCCAUGAGCACCAUGAGCACGUACUACCUCCUACUAUAUCACUUUUAAUGUGACUGAAUUAGACCCAAGCCUAUGUAUGUGUGUGUGUGCGUGUGCAUAUGGGUGUUCACUGCUUUGUGUCCCAGUGAAGCCAUAGCAAUAUUCACAUGUAGUGCAGAUUGUGUCAAAGUUGUCACCACAUGAAUUGUAUCACCCGAGUCGUGUUGUUGCAUUGUGUGUCAAUGGAAAAACACGUAAUCAUUUGUUCAAAAUCCAUCUUGAGGUCCAAGGACUAGUACACUCCCUUGCUUGUAAGACAAUGCAGCACACUAGUAACUACACUAGUAACUAGUAACCUUCCUUUUGACAAGUAAGUUUUUCCUAUUGAGGCCAAACUGUGCACUGGUUGAAAAUUGUGUGCUACCAGUACAACUAGUGACAACAUUCAACUACUUCACAUUUACUAGUCAUGCAGAUGCUACAGUUUUGCCUCACUGGAAACAUGUAGCUGCCACUAAUAGUAUGUCAAAGUUGUCCAAUUAAUCAACGCUAGUUAACAUUCAGUCUUUCUUCUUACUGUUUUGAAUUGUCCUACUGUUGAGAAAGAAGAAGAGCGUACUAGUAUAGGGACAUUAAGAUGGAUACCCAGAAUAUGAAAGAAAUGCUCAAAUGGUUUCCCAUAAUGUGUCAUACUUCUAUUUGCUACACCAAUAUUAAUGCUCAGUGACUUUUUGAAGACGGUUCAUAUUCUUUUCAGGAUUUGCUGCCCUCAAGUGGUCGAAAAACGGAAGACUUUAAUAUGCAGUACUGUACGUAGUAAAUUACACACCGGAUCCAUGCAAGUUAUCACAAGCAAACCAUAAAUAACAUAGCUCCCCAUAUUAUUACCUCAUGUUUUAUUCCUUUGAAGACAAAGAUUGUAAUGCGCUAAUAGUAAAUGUAAAAGAGGAUCAAGGUCAUCAUCACUGUCAUCAAGAGAAUGUUUUUUCACUCAUACCCUCCCAAAGACAGACGCGCAGUGAGUUAUAGAUACAAUGUAUUCUAAAAUGUUCUUCAACAAGGCGCUCAAAGUUGUGUAGCUCAUUUUAUGAAUGGUACGACUUUUGUUUCUUUUGUUUUAGGGUACUUCAUUUAUGGACAUACUGUGUGUAAUCGAAUAUUUUAAAGCAAAUAGGGCCUUACAGACAGCAAAGAAUGAUAACUAUGCUUACACAACGCACUUGUUGCUGCUCAUGUUAACACAACAAUGACUUUAAGAUGCAUGCUUUCUUUUACCUUAAUUAUCAGACAAAGACUUUACAAGGAGAAACACGUUUUUUUUUUUCAUCUGACCGUUUGGAAAAUGUGUCAAAUUGUCAAAAGACUUCCUCAAAAGCUCAAAACGUUCUUCACUUUGUUGUUUGUCAGAAUUCAGACUGUAGUGAUUUGACUGUGCUGCUUUAUUAGAUUUGCACGGCUUGAUUUUGUAUGACCUUGGAGAAAGAAGCGAAGUACAGAUAAAAAUGAAAUUCUUGACAGGCUGUGUUUGCAAUACUUGAAAUAAAAGUAUGCACAUUCCUCUAGA
Molecule: messenger RNA, 4203 nt
Organism: Syngnathoides biaculeatus (alligator pipefish)
Lineage: Eukaryota; Metazoa; Chordata; Actinopteri; Syngnathiformes; Syngnathidae
Gene: nr2f6b
Product: nuclear receptor subfamily 2, group F, member 6b
Exons: 5
Coding region: 1238-2461 (407 amino acids)
Biological process (GO): cell differentiation; negative regulation of transcription by RNA polymerase II; anatomical structure development
Molecular function (GO): zinc ion binding; RNA polymerase II cis-regulatory region sequence-specific DNA binding; nuclear receptor activity
Source: RefSeq, a predicted model, not a curated record